Messenger RNA from Alnus glutinosa, 1086 nucleotides. RefSeq lists its product as uncharacterized. The record is from RefSeq and is a predicted model, not a curated record. Bases 1 to 1086 code for a protein of 361 amino acids. The transcript has a single exon. Lineage: Eukaryota; Viridiplantae; Streptophyta; Magnoliopsida; Fagales; Betulaceae.
AUGGAAAUCAAGAAGGAUCCGCACUACGAGAGGCCUUUUCCCCUUCACAACAAGCAGGUAAGGGAAGAAAAUAGAAACAAGUUCUGCGCGUACCAUGAUGCUCGGGGUCAUGUUACCGAGGAGUGCAGAAAUCUCAGAAUCCUGAUCGAGAAGUUUAUCAAAAACGGAAAAUUACUCCGUUUUAUAGCAGACAACCAAGGCCUGCCUCGGCAGAAUCAGAGGCCUCAAGAGCGUAGAGACCGAGAGCAAGGACGUAGAGAGCGUUCUUCUCAAAGACAUAGAGAGCGUUCUCCUCAGAGACAUAGAGGGCGUUCUCCUCAAAGACGUAAUGAGGAUCGCCGAGACAGAAGGGAGGAACCUCAGCGAGACAGAAGCAGAAGCAGAGGCGCACAAGGUCAUAAGCCACGGAAUGGGCCGGUCAUCGCCGACAUCCGAACUAUAUUCGGAGGUUUUGGCGGAGGAGGAGAAACAAGUGCGGAUAGGAAGGCAUACGCUCGGUAUCAGAAACAUCAGGAGGUGAUGGCUAUAGAGAGACCCCACAAAUCCCACAGGAGGGAAUCUAUGGUGGUGGGGUUUUCAGAUGAAGAUUACGCGGGAGUUUCACUUCCGCAUACCGACGCGAUCGUGGUCACGUUGCAGGUGGCUAACCACCGAAUUCAUCAAAUGUUCAUCGAUAAUGGGAGCUCGGCUGAUAUCCUAUAUUGGUCAGCCUUUCGGAACAUGGAAAUCAGUCCGGAAAAGGUGAUCCCGGCUACCUGCCCUCUGGUAGGAUUUGCUGGGGAACAGGUCUUGCCAAUCGGGUCCAUUGAACUUCCCGUGACUGCUGGAGAUUAUCCGACCACAAAAACUAUUAUGGUUAAGUUUUUGUUGAUCGAUAAACCCUCGGCCUACAACGCCAUCAUUGGAAGAACAGCACUUAAUGAUCUGAAGGCGGUCACUUCCACUUCACAUUUGAAGAUCAAAUUCCCAACCGAGAGAGGUGUUGGAGAAGUAAGGGGAGAACAGGGAGUGGCACGUCAGUGUUACAACAUAACGCUGAAAGGGACCCCUUCACAGAAGAGCUGCAGGGAGAAGGGCAAGAAAUAG